Molecule: messenger RNA, 1934 nt
Organism: Batrachochytrium dendrobatidis JAM81
Lineage: Eukaryota; Fungi; Chytridiomycota; Chytridiomycetes; Rhizophydiales
Product: phenylalanine--tRNA ligase subunit beta
Exons: 8
Coding region: 18-1796 (592 amino acids)
Biological process (GO): phenylalanyl-tRNA aminoacylation
Cellular component (GO): phenylalanine-tRNA ligase complex; cytoplasm
Molecular function (GO): phenylalanine-tRNA ligase activity; RNA binding; ATP binding
Source: RefSeq, a predicted model, not a curated record
GGCAUUUAAAACACAUCAUGCCUACUGUCACUGUUGAUACUGAUAUUCUGUUUGAACAAGUCGGUCGUCGUUUUGAUGACAAAGAGUUUGAGGAAUUUUGCUUCGAGUUUGGCAUUGAGCUGGAAGAUGUGACCACCGAGCUGGAACUGGCAGUCAAGGAAGGAUCUUCAACAUUGGAUAAGAGUGCAUCGGAUCGCAAGUUGUAUCGAAUUGAUAUUCCUGCCAACAGAUACGAUAUGUUGUGUGUCGAAGGAAUUUCUCGUGCCAUCAAGACUUACUUGGAAUUGGGUUCUCCACCUACUUAUACGGUUGUUUCUCCUGCGGAUGGAUCCCCUAUUCAGCAGUUGAUUGUCAAACCCAACACUGCUCAAGUACGUCCAUACGUUGUUGCUGCAAUCUUGCGAAAUGUUACUCUUGAUCAGCAUUCCUAUAGUAGUUUUAUUGAGCUGCAGGAUAAGCUUCAUACCAACAUAUGCAGAAAGCGAACUUUAGUUGCUAUUGGCACUCACGAUCUAGAUACGAUCAGGGGGCCAUUUGUAUACGAUGCUCAACUACCAGAUGACAUUCAAUUUGUUCCUCUUAAUCAGACCAAAACCAUGACUGGAGCGCAAGUCAUGACUUUUUACGAAGAAGAUCGUAAACUCAGCAAGUUUCUUCAUAUUAUUCGUGAAAAGCCAUACUACCCAGUUGUCAUGGACGCAGAUAAUGUUGUUCUUUCACUUCCUCCAAUCAUCAACGGAGACCAUUCCAAAAUCAAACUGACCACCAAGAAUAUCUUUAUCGAAUGCACUGCUACAGAUUUGACCAAAGCCAAAACUGUCUUGAACACUAUUGUGACCAUGUUUUCUCAUUACUGCAAAAACCAGUUUACUGUUGAGCCAGUAGAAGUUGUUUAUCCUGAUGGUCGCAAGUGUGUUUAUCCAGAUUUAUCUCUUCGUCGUGUUGAAGUUGGUGUUGACUACAUCAACAAAUCUAUUGGUAUUGAUGUGACUCCUGAUGAGCUGGUGCGCCUGAUUACCAAGAUGUCGCUUUUUGCUUCAUUAUCGGAAAACAAGCAAGAUAUCCUUGUAGAUGUUCCGCCCACUCGAUCUGAUGUGCUUCAUGCUUGUGACGUUAUGGAAGAUGCAGCAGUUGCAUACAAUUUCAACAAGAUUAUCGAGACACAUCCGAAAUCCAACACCAUUUCAGUUGCACUGCCCAUCAACAAGCUGGCAGAGGGUAUUCGCAAAGAAAUUGCCUUUUCUGGAUUCACUGAGGUGCUGACUUUUACCCUGUGUUCACACAAUGAGAAUUUUGCAUAUUUGAACAAAAAAGACCAAAAAGAAGCAGUUAUUUUAUCCAAUCCCAAGACGAUUGAAUAUCAAGUGGUUCGUACCAGUCUCAUGCCAGGCAUUCUCAAGACCUUGGCAGCCAAUAAACAUAUGGCACUUCCCAUCAAAAUUUAUGAGAUUUCCGACAUUGUUCUGCGUGACGAGAGCCAAGAACGACGUGCUCGCAACCAGCGUAAUGUCUGUGCCUUGUACUCUAAUCGUACAUCUGGAUUAGAAAUUGUUCAUGGCUUACUUGAUCGCAUCAUGCAAAUUCUCGAUGUCAAGCGCGUAGAUGUUGGCCAAAAGAAUGGAUUUUACAUCAAGGAAUCAGACAAUGCUACAUUUUUCCCUGGUCGUUGUGCAGAUGUGUACUUUAAUGGAGAAGUGGUUGGUGUUUUUGGAAUUGUUCAUCCCAAAGUUCUUGGACAUUUUGGCAUUGCUUUCCCGUGCAGUGUGAUUGAGUUGAACAUUGAGCCAUUUUUAUAAACUCUUUGAGCGAACACGCUUGCAGUUCAAGACUGAUACGCUUAUAAGCCAAACUUUUCAGAUUAUCGACAAGACUAUCGACAAGAUUGCUUAAAAUCCACCGAUUUUGUUGAAAUGAAACCUGAAUUUUGCAAUUCU